AUGGGGAAGAGAGUGUCUCGUCCGCCCGCUACGAAAACUUCCUCCGCCGCGGUAUCUGGCGGAGCCAACGUGGGGAAUAAGACUUCGAUCUUACGGGCGUCGUUUGCGCCGUCGGACUAUCAAUUAGCGCUUUUUGCCUCGGUAAUUCAGGGCCUGGAGGGUCAGCAUAUUCGAAUUCACGACACGAAUACCGGCCGACUACAGUGUGAGCACGUCUUGGGCCCUCGGGAGACGGUGACUUCUCUGGACUGGGGUUACUAUCAGAGCAAGCCAAAGGAACAGCCCAAGAAAAAGAGAAAGCGCCACUCCGGUGUCAAUGGAGGCGCCGAUGGAUUCGAGCAGGGAGAUGUAGUCGUUGCGUUCGGCACGAGCGCCUCUGACAUCCGGCUUUACUCCCCGACAGAGGACAAGAUCGUGGGAACUCUAUCGGGCGGACAUGAAAAGGGAGUCAAGGAUUUCAAGUUCACCUCCAGCCGACCCGGCCAGGAGGGAUGGAGUAUCGGCGGGGACAACAAACUCGUGCAGUGGGAUCUGCGUACCGGGAAGCCUUCGAAAACAAUUCCUAUGCCUUCAUCGUCGGUGCUCUCCGGUCUUUCGCGCCCCCUCCCUUCGAACCCUCCCGUUAUCUGUGCAUCAGAGAAGCCGUACAUCGUCGACGUGGAGAAUGACGUGCCUCCUACUUCGUUCUCGGACAUGCGCAACCCCAUUCAAACAAUCCUCACAUCCUCUACAGAGUCCGCAGCGGCAGGACUGUUCCUCGCCUCUGAUAACGACCGGUUCCUCAACAUCUAUGAUCCCCAGAGCCAGAAACUCCUCAUGAACCUGGUCGCUGAGAACGAAGUGUCCUCGCUAUCCCUAUAUACCGCCGCAGACAAGAAAUCGGCCGAUGUGUCCAUCGAGAAGCAAGUUUUGGCUGUUGUGACCGAGGAUGGCACAAUUGAACUUUUCACGAGACCAUUCGUGAAGCCCGCCGAGCCGCAGGGCUCAAAGGCUUCCAGCUUGAAGGCGAAGCGCCAGCUUGCCACGAAGCGGGCCGAGUCUUCCAUCAAGCUCGUUCGUUCCGAAGGCUCGAAUGCGAUUGCAUCCGUGGUCAAUGUGCAAUUCCAGGGCUCCGACCUGAUUGUCGCCUUUGCCGAAGGAGGCUCCAUUCCCGUUUUCGAGCGGAUCAAGUGGCUUAACGAGGAGACGAAUGAACUGGCAUUUACCGGCACGAAGACGAUCGUGAAGACCCAAUCCGCCCAUAUCCUUGGAUCGGCGACUACUAACGGAGCCAAGAACGCCGGCGAGAUCCAGGUCGACGAGACCAAGGCGGGUGUGGAAUCAGGAGCUUUUGCGGAGGACGACGUGGAAAUGGAAGAAUCUAAGCAGGAUGCCGCCUCUAUUGCCGACAGCGAGGAGGAAGAUUCGGAUGAUGAUGACCAGCAGCCCGAGCAAUCCACGGAGAAGGCUGUCCAGAAACACAAAGAUGCGGCCGACAGCGACGUUGAUAUGGACAAUGCCCCCGGAUCGGACCAGGAGAACGAGGAGGAGGAAGAAACCGGCGAGCCCUCCUUCGGCGAGCUUAUGCGGGCCCACACCGCAGGAGAAAUCGACGUUGAAGCCGAGCUGGAGGAUGGAGUCCGCAUUGGCUCUCUCGUCCCGGGCAAGCCCAGCGCCGCCGUUCAGCCAGUUCCCACGGGAGUCUCGCUGUCCACCGUCCUGACGCAGUCUCUUAAAACCAACGACAAUGCCAUGCUGGAGUCCUGCUUCCACACCGGCGACACUUCUAUUAUCCGAACCACCAUCCAGCGACUCGAGUCGUCCCUUGCCGCCACCCUCCUUCAGAAACUGGCGGAGCGCAUUUCCUCCCGCCCCGGCCGAUACGGACAUUUGUUGGUGUGGGUGCAAUGGACGUGCGUUGCCCACGGAGGCGCUCUCGCCGGCAAACCGGAGCUUCUGAAGCGGAUGUCGACCCUUUUCAAGGUCAUGGACCAGCGCUCUUCCAGCCUGCCCUCGUUGCUCUUGCUCAAGGGCAAACUUGACAUGCUGGAUGCGCAGUUGGGACUGAGAAAGUCCAUCCGCAGCGGAGCCGAAGACAUGGACAGCGAAGACGAGGAUAACAUCAUCUACGUCGAGGGACAGGAAGAAGAGGAGGAGGACAGCGACGCCGAGAACAAGGCCAACGCCACGCCGCGGACCAAGUUGAUCCGCGACCAGACGUUCGACGAGGACGAAUCGAUGGUGAACGGCGUGCACUCGGGCAUUGACGAUUCGGACAACGAGGAAGAUGAGGAGGAAGAAGACGAGGACGAGAACGUGCUGGAUGUCGAGGCCGAAGAAUCCGCCGGAUCUUCGGAUGCCGAGGAGUCGCCUGAUGAGGACGAGGAGGACGACGAAGAUGCGGAGAGUGCGGGAUCGAUGGCAGACUUUAUCGCCGACACCGAGGAUGAGGCGUCGGACGACGAGGGAGCCGCCGUAUCUCAACAACCGCCGUCCAAGAAGGCCAAGUUCGGCGGAGGAAAGGGGAAGAACAAGGCCAGGUAA
Aspergillus affinis is the source of this 2523-nucleotide messenger RNA. RefSeq names its product WD40 repeat and Utp12 domain-containing protein. Gene Ontology annotation, molecular function: protein binding. The coding region runs from base 1 to 2523 and encodes 840 amino acids. The record is from RefSeq and is a predicted model, not a curated record. The transcript has 2 exons. Gene Ontology annotation, biological process: maturation of SSU-rRNA from tricistronic rRNA transcript (SSU-rRNA, 5.8S rRNA, LSU-rRNA). Gene Ontology annotation, cellular component: nucleolus. Lineage: Eukaryota; Fungi; Ascomycota; Eurotiomycetes; Eurotiales; Aspergillaceae.